Letharia lupina is the source of this 1080-nucleotide messenger RNA. RefSeq lists its product as uncharacterized. The record is from RefSeq and is a predicted model, not a curated record. NCBI's taxonomy places the organism in Eukaryota, Fungi, Ascomycota, Lecanoromycetes, Lecanorales, Parmeliaceae. The transcript is spliced from 5 exons. Bases 1 to 1080 code for a protein of 359 amino acids.
AUGUCUGACGAUGGGCCCGCGCUCAAGGAGUGGCCACCAGUCGAACUUAUAGCAGGUCUUUCCUUAGAGACGACUGCGGAACCAGAAAGCGAGCUUGAUGAGAAGGUUCAUUCCGAGCUUCUGCCCGGAACAGAAGUCCUCGAAAUAACACCUUCUGGAGCAAGUGCUUGGGUGCAGACCGUCCGUAUUCGAACCCGUCAAAAGGAUGGAACAACGAAAGACUACUUCAAAAAGAGCCAAAGCGGCAGCGUGGGUCGAAGAAUGAUGCUUGGUACAUUUGCGUCUGAGAAAGCGUUCUAUGAGUAUGCACCACACAAUAUCCCUAAACCCAUAGCAUGGGGCAAUUACAAGUCCAACGAGGACAUGUGGUUCUACCUCGCCGAAUACCAUGACAUGGUCGACGAAGUCCCAGACCCUCAACAAUUUGUCUCCAUAAUAGUCAAGAUCCAUCAGGAGAGCGUGGGGAAAUCACCAACUGGCAAGUUUGGAUUUGAUGUACCAACUCACCUGGCCAACAUUCCUAGUGACAAUGGUUGGGAAGAUACGUGGGAGAAAUUCUUCACCAAGGCAAUGAAAAGAAUGCUAGAGCUGGAAGAGCUGUCUCAUGGCAAGGAUGACGAAGAAUUCGAAGAGCUUAAAGAGAAGUUGCUUACCAAAGUCAUACCAAGGCUCUUGAGGCCACUUGAGUCUGGGGGACGCAAAGUGACACCGUGCCUAGUUCACUCGGAUCUGUGGCCUGGAAAUUGUAUGCCCGAUGCGGAUACGGAUGAAAUCAUGAUCUUCGACUCAUGCGCCUACUGGGGCCAUAACGAAUCAGACCUUGGAAGCUGGAGAGCACCCAGAUACCGAAUGGGAAAACCAUUCCUGAGGGAGUAUCAGAGACGUAUGGGCAUGUCAUACCCGGAAGAAGACUGGGAUGACAGGAACGCAUUAUACGCAAUGCGUUAUGAUAUUCUGGUCUCUGCCUUGUUCCCGAAUUCCGAUAAGUUCCGCAACCUUGCGAGGGACGAGAUGAAGCGCAUGUCAGAGAAGUACUCAAAUGGUUUUGAUGACUUCGAGGAGGUGAUUUCCCAGAACUGA